UUAAAAGUACAAAUUAAAUUUAUCUUAUUUCUUAUAUGUUAUAUAAAUUUAAUUUGUAAUUCAAUUCAAUUUUUUUUUCUAUUUAAUACGUAAAAUACGCGAAAGAUAUUUCUAACUUCUGACUGUAACAAAAAAUCUCCCGAUAAAACGGAUGUGCAGCGAGAAAGGGGAAAAAAGAGGGCAAAAAGAGACCCGGCUACUCUUUGACUGAGCGAAGUUCAUUUGGGAGGCAAUUAAACUUGUUCAGUAAAUUAAGCGCGUAAUGCGUAGCUGGUAUAGUUCGAUGGGUUGCGGGUCGCGUCAGCUGUUGCGUUCGCCAAGCCCUUAUUAUACCGAGUUAUGAAUUUUUGGUGGGUGGCGCAACACCGGCAGGAAACGCAGCACACCGGCGAGGUAUAGCUGAGGUAGUGUACAGUAGUGGUAGCUAUUUAACACAAGGCCCCCGGACGUCUGGGUAGGACUUUCUCUCCAUCUCGUUGUUUCUACUUCUCUCUUUCUCUGUCCUUCGCACGGCGCAGCAGCGCUUAUGCGCCAACCCCUUGCCAUAGGUCGUAACCUUCCGGCGUGUCGAGGUAAGCAGACCGUACCAGACGGCUCCAGCUGCACCGUCGCUGGCGCUAGUAGCGCCCAACGAUUUCCGUUCUGGCGAUUAAUCCUCGGCAGAACGUCUGCCGGUUCUCUAGGAAGGAUCGCAGCCGAGCUGCUACGCGAAAUCUUGAUGAUAGCAAGGGGUUGUAUACAGUAUACUAUACGCGAGAUCAGCUGUCGUCGAGACGCGAGCUAUUAAACAGUCACCGCGAUCGCUCGAGUGGAUCGUCCUCUCAACUAUCGCAAUGUGAUGAUGCUUCGAGCGUAAAUGACUUUGCGCGCAUAAAGAAAUCGAUCGAUCGUUGAACGCGUUCGACUGCCCGCAGAAUAACAAAAAAAAAAAAAAAAAUGCAAUGUUUUUAUAAUAUGUGGAAUAAAGUACGUUACUCGAUUGUUGAAUAAAUAUCGUUUUAUGGAAGUUAAUAUAUCGCCCAGCGGCGACGUUACGCGAUGACGUAAUUUAAUCGGUUUAACCGGUUCUGCCCGAGCGUCAUUCCCCAUUUUUAUUUUAUUUUUUUAUUUUUUUUUUCCAUCCCCGUCAUGCAUAUGAGCACGCGUGCGCUAAAAUGCGCGAGAGUUUUCCGCGAGUCGGUGCCAGGGUAGCAUAUAUAUUUUCGAGCAAUUAGUGUCACGAUCUUUUUCUAUCCGUGUGCUUAACUUUGACACGCUCUGUCACUCCGAGCCUCGGUGUACCCUUCAAUCCCAGUUGUCUGCUAUUCGGAUGCGAGUAAUUACGCGUCACUCAUGGCUCUUACGAUCGACGAGAGCAUGCCGGCGAAGUUUCCUCGCUCGAACGCGAGCGAGCACGCGGAGCCAGGGGAACUUCUGUCGCGGGAAUGAAGCGUCUGACUUUGCUGAGGCGCGCAACGAUUUCCCGUCGCGAUCGUUUCGAAUGUCGAUCUAUCGCGUUGCAUUACAGAUUGUAAAACUCACGUUCGAGCGAAGGCGCCGCGCCUGCACGCCGUGCAAUCGUAUGAAUUCUGAAAAUCGUUGGACAGUUGUUACCAGUUGUUACCGGAUUAACGCGAAAUUAAUAUAUCAAAAUACAAUGCGAACGCAAGAUCAAAAUUACUGAAAUAAAUCGAUCACGCGUAUAGACUGCGUUAGAUAAAUAAAAAAUCAUAAUUAUUUAUAAACGCGUCUACUGUCUCGGAAUGAAAAGUGCUUCGAGUUAGCUUAUCGCUGAGAACCGUUCUAUUCGUGUCAUUAUCUCGCUAAUAAAAUGAGCUACAUAUCCGGUCGUCGUAAUUCCGCGAGCUCGACGUGCGCUCGCGCAAUUUCAUGAAACUCUGUAAUCUCUACUAAUAAAAGAUAACCCCCGCGCGCGAAUGGUAACCCGAGCGAAAAUUUCGCUCCCCUCCUCCCAGACAUAUGACGCAUCCGCGACAGUACUCCCGCGCACAUCCGAACGAGCAGUCCGUCUCGAAAGCCUGUCGAAUGCAGCCGGCGCGCGCGCUGCACAUUUCAUGUCGGCUUGCGCCCGGGCGCGAUGCAACCGCAGCAAAGCUCGGCAAGCUCGUAGUUCGUAGCUCGUUAGACGAGAACACGGCCGACGUAUCGGUUAACAGGCCGCUGCUUACGCUGUUGAGACUUAGCGAAAGCCGCAGACCGUCGCUUAUUAAACCACCCCUAAUUAUAUUUCAAUAUGCGCCCGCGAGGUGGAGUACCGAGAUAGGAGAUUGGCCGAGAAGAGCGGGCGAGGAAAGCGGCGGCGGUGGCGGAGAUAUAGCGUGAGUUGGGUCACGAAACUAUCACGCCGAGGGCUUAUAAUUCGUCCUAUAACCAAAUCUAUAAUUUCCCUCCCUCCCUCUCUUUAGCGUAAGUACAAUAAACAAUCGAUUGAUGUAAUAUUCAUUGCUCGAUAAAUUAUUAUCGUGUGUGCUGUAAUUAUUAUCGCACGUGGUAGCUUUAAUUUCAAUCCAUCGAUAACCGCCUCUCAUUUUGCUUAUAUCCGUAAUCGCGUACUAUUGUUGAACAGUUAUCGCGUCGUAAAAAUCUUUAGAUAAAAUUUCCACGAGGAGAAAAGGUUUAAAGAGAGAUUAAAGACACUAAAGAUUAGCGCGUUAAAUAAAUCGCGUUAAUUAUCUCUAUUACUUGUUAUAUAGUUUAAUUUUACACCGUAAAGAUCAUCAAUUUGCAAAAGGAAUUGCAAACCUUUCCGGUCUUCGAUGGACUUCCUUCUUCAUGUAUUUAAUACCGUUCGAUCGAUUGCGAGGUCUUUUAUUUAAAGUGUUCCGCUACUCUAUCUCUUUAUUUUCCCGAUAAUUCCUCAUUAAUUCCGCUGAGGUUAUUCAUCUUUUAGUCUUCAUUUAUGCGAAAAGUUUGCACUACCUCUGAAUAUCAUUAUCCACAUAGCGCCCUUUUCUCUCGGCUCCUCGGGCGAUUUGAUUCCAUUGUUGAAGAAGAAACCGGUUCCAAAGGAAACUUCCUUGUAUCGUAGUUUAGCAAGCUGUUCAGACAAAAGCAUAUAUAUAUAUAUAUAUAUAUAUAUAGCUUAUGCAAUAAUAAGAGUUCUUUCAAAAUUACUGAAAAUUCAAGUUUAUCGAAUUACGUGACAUUUUGUUGUCGUGCGAAACCAUGUACUAGCGAAAUACGCCUGCUGUAAUAUGACAAUAUACGUGUAAAUUAAUCGAUCGAAGAUACUAAUACCUGCAAAUUUGCAUAAUCCGACACCCAAAUAACCAAGUAACCUAAUAUGCUGAUAAGCGUAAGCGGCAACCCCAGAAUUCUAUGCCCUAUAGUAACAACACGUUGAAUGCUCAAACACACGUACGAAUACAUUAAUCAAGUAUUUAAUGCAAAAAGGUGUAUUUUUUUUAUUUUUCACUACAAUUAAAUACAAAUUUAAAAUAUUUGACGACAUUAAAAAAUUAUUUGGAUACUGUCGCAGUAAUUUAUUUUUUAAUAUUUAAAUAAUGUUAAAAUACAUGUGUUUAUAUACAUAUCAAUCUCAUAUUGACAUUAACAUUAUUUGAUUCUUACAGUAUUAUCAUUAAUGUCGUAGAAUGGA
Messenger RNA from Solenopsis invicta (red fire ant), 3598 nucleotides. RefSeq lists its product as uncharacterized. The record is from RefSeq and is a predicted model, not a curated record. The transcript has 2 exons. Lineage: Eukaryota; Metazoa; Arthropoda; Insecta; Hymenoptera; Formicidae. Bases 1960 to 2322 code for a protein of 120 amino acids.